Messenger RNA from Sphaerulina musiva SO2202, 897 nucleotides. RefSeq lists its product as uncharacterized. The record is from RefSeq and is a predicted model, not a curated record. NCBI's taxonomy places the organism in Eukaryota, Fungi, Ascomycota, Dothideomycetes, Mycosphaerellales, Mycosphaerellaceae. The coding region runs from base 1 to 897 and encodes 298 amino acids. The transcript has a single exon.
AUGAGCGAGACUGCAGUCAUUGUACCCGGAGCGGAGUGCUCCGACGACGAGAUCUUGGGAGUAGCUGAGCAGCAUACACCCAAUCUCGAGGCCACGAUCGCUUUCGCAGAAGCAGCAGCAGCAGUCGCACCUGCGCUGGACCGAAGAAUAUUGAAGAGAUAUGAUAUUCACCAGCCCUCGCCGGACGCGGCUGUCAAAGAGGUGCACCUCAAUGGUCUACAACCCUACCAGAUCACUCGCCGAUUACCUCGACCCGACCGACCGAUGAACACAAUAUCGGCCCUGCCCUCUGGCGAGGUCAUGGCGGGCACGAAAGCAGGGCGUCGAGAAAGCCACAUCUUCGUGGGGAACCCAUCACAAGGCACGACAGUCUGGCUCCCUGUCGUCGCAAGCGAUGGAGCAUGGAACUUCAAUGCCAUCGAUAGGGCACUGCGUUGGCGAAGAAUGAGCGCAACAACAACAACUACUACAAAGGACACUCACGAGCAACAUAUACCUACCGACCUCGAGCUCAUCGACGCGACCACUUCUGAGCCUCUCGUUGAAUACCACGCGACAGAAACCGGCGCAGCGCUCUACAUCUGCUCCGAGCUCGAAGAAUCCUGCGAACUGCUGGUAUUAGCAUCCAUCCUCGCAAUCACAGAACCUCAGCGGCGCGCACAGAAGGAUAUCAUCCGACCGGAGAGUCUCGUGGAUCCUUUCCUCUCGCACUCCUCCCUCCCGUCUUCGCCCGAAACCUCUCCCAACCCUUCGCCCAAAAGACCUUGCCCAUUCGAACACGAUGUGAUUCUCUCUCGCGAUUCGGUCUUGACGGAUAAGUUGGCGGAAUUCGCGAGAAAAUUGAGUGAGACGAGUGAAGAGGAGUGGACGGCACGGGCGGUACAUCAUCAUGAUUGA